CAGCAGGGACCCCAGUCAGCCUCAGGUGGGAGCAGCAGAGCGAUGGCACAGGGACGCCUCUACCCUCGACUCCCUCCUCCCCACUCCGGACCUAGAUUCUAGUGAAGCCCCUGCCCUGGGAGCAUCCCUCGACACAGGCAGGGAUGAGAUCCCGAAACCAAGGUGGAGAAAGCUCGUCUAACGGGCACUUCUCCAGUUCCAAGCCUGUCAUCAGCCAUGCAGAGAAUGAAAAACUUCAGGAGGAUGCCAAGAAAAAGAACAAACCUCAUCGGAAGGAAGAUGAGGUCAUGGUUUCAGCAACUGUCAAACGACACUCAAAAUCACCUGGUCCUAGUGAGAGAAAGAACAAGAAGUCCAUAGAGCUUUCUAAAGAAGACUUGAUAAAACUACUCAGUAUAAUGGAAGGAGAAUUGCAGGCAAGGGAGGAUGUGAUCCACAUGCUGAAGACCGAGAAAACCAAACCUGAAGUUUUAGAAGCUCAUUAUGGGUCUGCAACUCCAGAGAAUGUGCUUCGAGUGCUACACAGGGAUGCCAUCCUUGCCCAAGAAAAAUCUAUAGGGGAAGACGUCUAUGAGAAACCAAUUUCAGAGCUGGACAGACUUGAAGAAAAGCAGAAAGAGACGUAUCGGCGCAUGCUGGAACAGCUGCUCUUGGCAGAAAAGUGCCAUCGUCGCACCGUUUACGAGCUAGAAAACGAGAAACAUAAACAUACAGAUUACAUGAACAAGAGCGAUGACUUUACCAACCUCUUGGAACAGGAGCGGGAGAGGUUGAAGAAACUUCUUGAGCAGGAGAAGAUCUAUCAAGCCCGGAAGGAGAAGGAGCAUACAAAGAGAAUCAGUAAACUAAGAGAAGAACUAGUCAAGCUCAAAUCAUUUGCACUCAUGCUGGUGGAUGAAAGACAAAUGCAUAUUGAACAACUUGGUCAACAAAGCCAGAAAAUACAGGACUUAACACAAAAGCUAAAGGAAGAAGAAGAAAAGCUUAAAAUUAUUAGCACAAAAACAAAAGAAGAUGGUCAAAAACUGAUGAAAUUAGAGGCAGAACUUGAACACAAAACAUCAUUAUUUUGUCAAGAACAUGAGGAGAUGACUGCUAAACUGGCUAAUCAAGAAUCACAUAAUAGACAGUUAAGGCUCAAGCUAGUGGGGUUGACUCGCAGAAUAGAGGAGCUGGAAGAAACGAACAAAAAUCUUCAAAAAGCUGAGGAGGAACUUCAAGAACUAAGAGAUAAAAUAGCAAAAGGGGAAUGUGGGAACUCCAGCUUAAUGGCAGAAGUGGAAAACCUUCGUAAGCAUGUGCUUGAAAUGGAGGGGAAAGAUGAAGAGAUCACAAAAACUGAAUCCCAGUGCAAAGAGCUGAAAAAUAAACUGCAAGAGGAAGAGCAUCAUAGCAAAGAGCUGAAACUUGAAGUGGAAAAACUGCAGAAAAGAAUGUCAGAAUUAGAGAAGCUGGAAGAGGCUUUCAGUAAAAGUAAGUCGGAAUGCACUCAACUACACAUAAACUUGGAGAAAGAAAAAAAUUUGACUAAGGAUUUGAUAAAUGAGUUGGAAGUGGUGAAGACUCGAGUGAAGGACCUUGAGACAUCUGAAAGCAAGUUGGAAAAGGCUGAAAUAAGCUUAAAAGAUGACCUUACAAAGCUGAAGUCGUUUACUGUAAUGUUGGUUGAUGAGCGAAAAAAUAUGAUGGAAAAAAUAAAACAGGAAGAAAAAAAGGUUGAGGGCCUAAACAAGAAUUUUAAAGUUGAACAAGGGAAAGUUAUGGAUGUAACAGAGAAAUUGAUAGAAGAAAGUAAGAAAUUUUUGAAACUGAAAUCUGAAAUGGAGGAAAAAGUAUCUAGUUUGACAAAGGAAAGGGAUGAGUUAAUUGGCAAACUGAGAAGUGAAGAAGAAAAAUCAUCUGAAUUAAGCUGUAGAGUUGACCUGUUAAAGAAAAGACUUGAUGGUAUGGAGGAAGUAGAAAGAGAAAUUACACGAGGUCGAACUAGGAAAGGAGCGGAGCAUGGUUGUCAUGAGGACAACAAGAUUAAGGAACUUACUGUUGAAAUUGAAAGGUUGAAAAAACGUCUCAAACAACUGGAAGUGGUUGAAGGAGAUUUGAUGAAGACUGAAGAUGAGUACGAUCAGCUAGAGCAGAAAUUUAGGACUGAGCAGGAUAAAGCUAAUUUUCUUUCUCAACAGUUGGAGGAGAUGAAACUCCAGAUUGCCAAAACGAAAGCAAUAGAAAAAGGUGAAGUAGUGAGCCAGGAGGCAGAGCUGAGGCACAGGUUUCGUCUGGAAGAGGCCAAAAGCAGAGAUUUGAAAGCAGAAGUUCAAGCACUUAAGGAAAAAAUCCAUGAGCUCAUGAACAAAGAAGACCAGCUUUCUCAGCUCCAAGUUGAUUAUUCAGUCCUACAGCAAAGGUUUAUGGAAGAGGAAAACAAAAACAAGAGCAUGGGGCAGGAAGUCUUGAAUCUGACAAGAGAGCUGGAGCUUUCUAAGCGUUACAGUCGUGCUCUGAGGCCCAGCAUGAAUGGGAGAAGAAUAGUUGAUGUUCCCGUGACAUCCACCGGCGUGCAGACAGAUGCUUUAAGCAAUGAAGCAGCAGAGGAAGAAACUCCAGCAGUGUUUAUAAGGAAAUCCUUCCAGGAGGAGAAUCACAUCAUGAGCAAUCUGCGACAGGUAGGCCUGAAAAAACCCAUGGAGCGUUCUUCAGUGCUUGAGAGAUAUCCUCCAGCGGCAAAUGAGCUUGCUAUGAGGAAAUCCUGGAUACCAUGGAUGAAAAAGAGGGAGGCUGGGGCUCAGACAGCUCCUGAUAAAGGAGCCCGAACCCACAGUAGUCCAGCACAUCCCGGGGAGGUUGUCCUUUCACCAAAGCAGGGUCAACCUCUUCAUAUUCGGGUAACACCAGAUCACGAGAACAGUACAGCAACUUUGGAGAUAACCAGUCCAUCCGCAGAGGAAUUUUUUUCAAGUACCACUGUCAUUCCUACUUUGGGAAAUCAGAAGCCACGAAUAACCAUCAUUCCCUCUCCAAAUGUUAUGCCACAAAAAGGAAAAGGCAGUGAAAGUCCCAUGGGCCCAGAUCGUUCCAUGUCUCCAGUCACUAUUACAACAUUUUCCAGGGAAAAGUCUCCAGAGGGAGGGAGAGCACCCUUCACUGACCGACCUGCAUCGCCAAUUCAGAUCAUGACAGUAUCGACAUCUGCAGCGCCGGCAGAAAUCUCUGUCUCUCCGCAGUCGCAAGAUAUGACCAUGGGAAGGGCUGUCUUCAAAGUCACGCCAGAAAAGCAAACUGUCCCGACUCCAAUCCGCAAGUACAAUGCCAAUGCCAACAUUAUCACAACAGAGGACAAUAAAAUUCACAUCCACUUGGGUUCCCAGUUUAAACGUUCUCCCAGUGCCGCGCCUGACGGUGCGAGCCCUGUGAUAACAGUCCGACCAGUGAACAUCGCGGCAGAGAAAGAGGUGGUAACUGGUACUGUCCUUCGAUCACCUCGGAACAACCUGUCCCCGCGACCUGCAGCCAGCAAGGUGACAAGUACUAUCACCAUCACACCCGUUACAACAUCUUCCACACGAGGAACACAAUCAGUGGCAGGACAGGAUGGGUCAUCCCCGAGACCUACACCCACCCGCAUUCCUGUGUCAAAAGGUAUGAAAGCAGGAAAGCCAGUAGUGGCAGCCCCAGGAGCAGGAAAUGUGACAAAAUUCGAGCCUCGUGCUGAGACUCAGUCUAUGAAAAUAGAACUGAAGAAAUCUUCAGCCAGCAGCUCUGCCUCCCUGGGCGGGGGUCAGGGCUGAUGGCGGUGGCUCAGGGGAAGAAAGUCACAGCCAAAAGAAAUGAAGCUGAGCAGACCAAUAAAUGAUGGGUUUAAAAGUUGUAUUGUGCUUCAACCACCUCAGCAAGCUGUGAAGGACCCAGUGGUUAAAAGAGAAAGCAAGGUUGGAAGACCACCAAUAAAUUAUAAAUAAAAUUCACAGAAAGGAAAAUGCACCAGUGGUUGAAAUACAAAAUUUGGCCUGGGAGAAAAUAUUUGAUGGAAGACUCUGCCACCAAAGGUCAACAAAAUUAUAUUCAAUCCAAGCAAUGUUUAGUUUUCCAUGUACUUUACAUUGCUCUAGAAUUUCAGAUUCAGAUAUGACAAUUAUCCCAUUGUAAAGCUGACAUUUUAUUAUUCACAUGAAGGGCAUUUUUUCUUUGACACAUUAAAAAAAAAAAAAAAAAAAGAGUAGGUUUUGUUUUUUACAUGUGUAGCACCUAAAAUGCCUGUUAAUUUUAAGGUUCUGGUUCCUAUGACUACUCUAAUCCAAAAAUCAGAUUAGUAUUAGUAGCACUUUUUCAUAAGUUGUAUUCCUAGUCUUUCAGAUGAAACUUGAAAACCGGAAUUAGCAAGCAAUGUGAAUUACUAUGUAAGAAAUACAUCAGAUCCUCUCAAAUAAUUCUUAUCACUUAAAAGCCUCAGUAUGUUAAUAAAUUGUUGCUGAGAUCUUACUGUUCUUAUUGUCACACAGACUUUUAAACAGAUAUUUAAAGGAAAAAAGUUGGGGUUUUUUUUCUGGAUAUUCACUCUAAAUAUUGGUACUGAAGAAAGUUGUAGGGUCAAACCAGUCAAAUAAUAUUGCAAACAUGAUCCCCAAGCUAAUGUGGCUUGAUACAGCUGCCUUAAGCCUUCCCUGUGUCAAAGAAACUUAGUUCCUUAGUUAACUGUCACCAUACUCAGUGUUCUAUGUGUGCCUGUGGUUGAAAAUUUUGUUUUUGUUUGAGGUCUAAGAAACUAACUCACCUGAAGACACAAGCCAUCCUCACAGUACCUGAAAUCUAGGGCACACAAACUGGCACAGCUAGAGCCAGACUGUAAGCACAGGCUGGGAGUUGUUCCUGUAGAGUCAGUAGGAUUUGAUGAGACAGACUUCAGAAAUUCCAGAGAGGUCAGACUCAGGAUCCUGUUAGUUUUCUGCAGGGGCUGCACAUCAAAACCAGACUUUUGCUCUGCAGCAGAAGUCUAAAGAGUUGGAAUUGGGCAGCUAGUUGGUUAAACUGUUAGCUAAAAACAGAUAUUUAGUUUUACUCAAAACUUUUGACAUCUGUUUUAACUGACCUAAUAUUCUUGUUUCCUAAAGGUGGAAGAAGGGUAAGAUGAAAAGAAAGCCUAUAGUUCAGAAGUCUUAAAAGUUCAAGCCUAACUAUUUGUAUUACGUUGAAAUUUCCUCUGAAUCUGAAGACACUUAGGUUUAAUGACUACAGUAAGAUUUUCCAUUCAGUAGGUCAGCUCCAAAAGGCAAUUUAAACAACCAAAUUUAAAACAGUCUCUAAGCCCAAAAGGCAUCCUGAAGAUCUUCUUGAUGUUCUUCCUCAGCCCUUGUCUAGUCAGUGUUUCUUUUAUGACUUAAAUGUAGCACUGCAGCCUCUGUACCUCACUGAGAUCCAUAAUGCAGGUUUUAUUGUAUUUCCUCUGAGGCUUUUAAGUCAAGCCAUGAUUUCAUGGUCACUUAAAGUCAGGUUAUAACUCCACACUAGACUGAAAAGCUGUAGUCCUUUGUCACCUCCAGCCAAGAAAGUACUCACUUGACUAUGUGCCUGUCCUUUGAGCUGGCACAAGUGUUUGAACUUAACUGGGGAACUGAUCUGAAUUAAAAGGAAUCUGGCAAAAAAGAGUAAAGUCUGGUCUUAACGUAACUUAGUGCCAGGCUCACAGGCCAGAAGAAGAAAGGAUGAGGGCAUAGGAAACCAGCUGGUGUUUUAAAGUGACUGUAAGAUCAUGAAUGCAUUCUAGGAGAUCAAAUACCACACAAACGCAGGGGUAGUGCUGCUUAUUGUGAAAAACUUUUGAUUGAAACCUUUUUUUAAAGGUAGGAGACAGGUUCCCCUUCUCAACAGUAUCUGAGGAGACUCAAACCCACAUCAGCUGCAGGCAGGUUCACUAGUGGCACUGACAGCUGAGGGGGACGAAGGUGGCAUUCUCAUUCCCUCCUGGAAAGGCUGUGCCGUUCUGCAUGGAAUGCUUCCAUAUUCACUGAGCAGAAACAAGAAAGUGGUUGAGGGGUCAGGAUAUUGAACUAGGAGGGAGCCCCCACAGAUUUGUGUCCCUGUUCCAAAGACUGCCUUUGAGCCUGGCCCUUUUGAAAAGGAAGCUUAUAAGAUGAAGUGUCUGUGUUCAUCCAUCCUUCCACCUCUCCUUCCCUUAUGAAUAACACUGAACACACCAACCAAUUUCAUCCAAACCUGACAAAGCAGUAGGGGUCUCCAGAAUAAGAAGUUGUUCCAGUUUAAUGAAAAGGACGGCAGAGAAGAGGAGCAAGACUUUAGCAGUGCCUCACUGUGUGGAAGAGUAGGGCAUGAGCUCACCUUCAUACAGCAUCAAAGAAUGAACACAAGAGUGAUGUCAGAAGUGCCACAAGGACAAGCUUUGUUCAGACCUCAGAAUUUACUAGGCACCAAAGAAUUAAACUCUGGCACAUCAAUCCAAAGGAAAAUAUUAGGGCUUUAUUACAAGGCUUUUUUGUAUUCUGCAUUACGGGAUUAUAAAGUGUAAACUAAGCCUUCCUAAGUGAUCAUUUGGAAUCACUCAUCCUCAUGCUUUCUCUCUCUUACCUUUUUUCUCCACCAUUUUGUUUGGGGUGGGUUUUUUUGGUGGUUUUUUUUGUUUGUUUGUUUGUUU
Hirundo rustica (Barn swallow) is the source of this 6640-nucleotide messenger RNA. RefSeq names its product filamin A interacting protein 1 (gene FILIP1). The transcript is spliced from 7 exons. Lineage: Eukaryota; Metazoa; Chordata; Aves; Passeriformes; Hirundinidae. The coding region runs from base 144 to 3782 and encodes 1212 amino acids. The record is from RefSeq and is a predicted model, not a curated record.